Medicago truncatula (barrel medic) is the source of this 441-nucleotide messenger RNA. RefSeq names its product glycine-rich cell wall structural protein-like. The record is from RefSeq and is a predicted model, not a curated record. The coding region runs from base 1 to 441 and encodes 146 amino acids. NCBI's taxonomy places the organism in Eukaryota, Viridiplantae, Streptophyta, Magnoliopsida, Fabales, Fabaceae. The transcript has a single exon.
AUGUGUUACAUAACAACUUUUGGAGGAAUGACCCCAUCUGUUGGAGGAAAAAUUGGAGGAUUGACACCAUCUGUUGGAGGAACAAUCGGAGGAAUGUUUCCGCCUAUUGGAGGAACAAUCGGAGGAAUGACCCCGCCUGUUGGAGGAACAGUUGGAGGAAUGAGCCCGCCUAUUGGGGGAAGAAUCGGAGGAAUGAGCCCGCCUAUUGGGGGAAGAAUCGGUGGAAUGAGCCCGCCUAUUGGGGGAAGAAUCGGUGGAAUGAGCCCGCCUAUUGGGGGAAGAAUCGGAGGAAUGAGCCCGCCUAUUGGAGGAAGAAUCGGAGGAAUGAGCCCGCCUAUUGGGGGAAGAAUCGGUGGAAUGAGUCCGCCUAUUGGAGGAAGAAUCGGAGGAAUGAUCCCGCCUAUGGGAGGAACAAUCGGAGGAAUGACCCCAUCAGUUUGA